AUGAUGGGCCCUGUGUUGAUUGUGCUUGGCGUGUUGUUCGUCGUCGCACUGGUGCUGAUUGCGUUCGUGGUCGGCAUCUAUAACAAGCUGGUCGGGUUGCGGAAUCGCUACAAGAAUUCCUUCGCGCAGAUCGACGUGCAGUUGAAGCGGCGGAACGAUCUCAUCCCUAACCUGGUCGAGACGGCCAAAGGCUACAUGCAGCACGAGCGGGAGACGCUCGAAGCGGUGAUUCAGGCUCGUAAUCAAGCGGUUUCCGCUGGGCAGAAGGCGGCAUCCGACCCUGGCAAUGCCGAUGCGAUGAAUCAACUGAACGGCGCCGAGUCGAUGCUCUCUGGGGCCUUGGGGCGGUUGUUCGCUCUGUCGGAGGCCUACCCCGACUUGAAGGCCAACCAGAACAUGCUGGCCCUACAAGAAGAACUGACUUCGACUGAAAACAAGAUCGCGUUUGCCCGGCAGGCGUUCAAUGACGCCGUGAUGCGAUACAACACGCAACGCGAGACGUUUCCCGCCAUCUUGUUCGCCGGCAUGUUGAACUUCCAGGAAGCGCAGCUGUUCGAAGUGAGCAGCCCCGAAGAACGCGAAGCCCCCAAGGAUCGGGCCCGACGCAAGACGGGCCUGUUGGUGGUUCUGUUCGCACUUGCGGUCGUGUUGAUCAUCCUGUCGAUUUGCACGGUGGUCGGUGUGGCGAUCGUGCUCAGCGACAGUACCUACGACUACGGCAACGACGUGGUGACGCAGACCGUGCGGUCGUUGCAGUACAACUGGUACUUCUUCGUUUACAUCGCGCUGUUUACGGUCGCCGUUAUCUUCCUUGGAAGCUUAUACAAGACUUCGCAGCUUUCCUCGGGUGGUCAGGUGGUGGCCGACAUGCUUGGAGGCCGACUAGUUCAGCCCGGCACGGGCGGGUUGGCCGAGCAGCGGUUGCUGAACGUUGUACAGGAGAUGGCCAUUGCUUCGGGCACGGCCGUCCCGCCGGUGUACAUUCUGGAAAAUGAGAAGGGCAUCAACGCCUUCGCGGCGGGGUUCGAGCCAGACAGUGCGGUAGUGGCCGUGACUCGCGGGGCGCUCGAUUACCUGAACCGUGACGAACUGCAGGGGGUGAUUGGGCACGAGUUCAGCCACAUUCUCAAUGGCGAUAUGCGGCUCAAUAUUCGUCUCAUCGGGCUUAUCCACGGCAUUUUGGUCAUCGCUCUUGUUGGUUACUACCUGUUGCGGUCGCUACGGCACGUUCGCUUAUCAUCGUCCAAUCGGAAAGAGGGCGGCGGAAUGGUGGCCGUGCUGCUGGCCCUGUUGGCCGGUUCCAUCACGCUGAUUGUGGUGGGUUACAUAGGGGUUUUCAUCGGCAACAUCAUUAAGAGUGCGGUCUCCCGGCAACGGGAAUACCUGGCCGACGCAUCUUCGGUGCAGUUCACCCGAAACCCUCAAGGGCUGGCCGACGCGUUAGCGAAGAUCGGUGGGUUGAAGAGGAAAGCCCGCAUCGACGAUCCGCACGCUCAGGAAAUUAGUCACAUGUUCUUCGCCAAUGCGUUGCGAAGCCACAUGUUUGCCACCCAUCCGCCGCUGGCCGACCGCAUCGAUCGGAUCUUGCCCGAGUUCGAGGCGAGCUUCGACGAAGUUCGCCCGGUCGAUCGUCCUCAGGUUGCCACUGACUCGACAGCCGCGAUUUCGGCGGCAGCGCCGGUUUCGGCCGCUGAAGUGGUUGCGGCAUUACAGCCUUCGGCCGAAGUCAUGGAGUCGGCCGCAGUUGAUCCAGCUCGGGUCGUCUCGACGAUUGGUUCGCUGGGUGACGAGCACCUCGAACACGCGGCGGCUGUGCUGGCGAUGAUUCCUGAGAAGUUGAAGGAGGUGGCCGGCGAAUCGUACGGAGCGCGGGCGGUGAUCUAUGCCUUGCUGCUCGACGCGAACGAGCAGGUUCAGAAGUCGCAACUCGCACGAUUACGUGCGUACGCCGAAGAUAUGUCGUACCGGCAAACACUGGUGCUGGCCGAGAUAGUUCGCGCGGUGCCCGAUGUGGCGAGGGUUCCGUUGGCCGAUCUGUGUCUUACGGCGCUGCGGACGCUCUCACCCCACCAGUACGAUGCGUUUCGGGCGAACAUUCAGGCGCUGGUUGAAGCCGAUCAGCAGGUCGAUCAGUCGGAGUAUGUCUUGUGGACGAUGGUGGUCCGCCAUCUCGAUCAGCACUUCGGCCGACGAAAGGCACCCCGGGUUCGUUAUCAUUCGCUCACGGCUGUGGAUGAACCUUUGCAAACUGUAAUGUCCACGUUGGCUCGGAUUGGUUACGACCAAACCCACGAAGUCGAGGCGGCUUAUUGGGCUGGUAUGAAUGAGCUGGGGAGAAAGUCUCCGCUGCUGCCGCGAGAAGCCUGUUCGUUGAAUCGAUUCGAUAAGGCCAUGCAGCAGUUGGCCCGAACUACGCCGGCGAUCAAGAAGCGGAUCAUGCGAGCCGUGAGUGCUUGCAUCUUGGCCGAUGCCCGCACGACCGUGCGUGAAUUCGAUCUGCUGAGGGCCGUUUCGGCCACGCUGGACUGCCCCAUGCCCCCGCUGGUGGUUAGCCCCUCGAAGUCGGCUUGA
Cladocopium goreaui is the source of this 2571-nucleotide messenger RNA. The record is from the annotation of a GenBank genome assembly. Lineage: Eukaryota; Dinophyceae; Suessiales; Symbiodiniaceae.